Molecule: messenger RNA, 1856 nt
Organism: Cuscuta epithymum
Lineage: Eukaryota; Viridiplantae; Streptophyta; Magnoliopsida; Solanales; Convolvulaceae
Source: the annotation of a GenBank genome assembly
CAAAUUCAUAGAAAUUCACCAAAUUUACCAAAUUCGUAAUUUUUUUCCUUCAUUAAUUGAAGCUGAAUAGUGGAGCAUCGUUACAACAUUCUCACACGCCAGAGGACCAUGUUUUUGGUUGAUCAAAUCGGGGAAUAACAGAGAUGGCAGCAGAAGAGAGCUGCUGCAGUGCGAAAUUUUCAGUGUAUGUAUUGGUUUGCAUUGGAUUGGUGGCGUUUGCCGGUCUGAUGGCCGGUCUCACUCUUGGCCUCAUGUCUCUGGGCCUAGUCGACCUUGAAGUUCUCAGCAAGUCCGGCCGUCCCCGAGACCGUCUUCAUGCUUCUAAGAUUCUUCCAGUUGUGAAAAAUCAACAUCUUUUGCUGUGCACACUCUUGAUUGGCAACUCUUUAGCAAUGGAGUCGCUUCCUAUAUUCUUGGACAAGCUUGUUCCUUCCUGGGCAGCAAUUCUGCUUUCGGUUACACUCAUUCUCGUCUUCAGUGAGAUUAUGCCACAAGCAAUUUGCACUCGCUAUGGACUAACAGUUGGUGCCACGGUAGCGCCUUUUGUCCGUCUCCUUCUUUGGGUUUUCUUCCCUGUUGCUUAUCCAAUUAGUAAGGUUUUGGAUUGGAUGUUGGGAAAAGACCAUUCUGCCCUCCUGCGCAGAGCAGAGCUGAAAACGUUUGUUGAUUUUCAUGGAAAUGAGGCUGGGAAAGGAGGUGACUUGACUCAUGAUGAAACCACCAUUAUUGCGGGAGCUCUUGAGCUGACUGAGAAAACGGCUAAAGAUGCCAUGACUCCAAUAUCAAAAGCGUUUUCUGUUGACCUAGAUGGAACCCUUAAUUUGGAGACACUCAAUUCUAUAAUGACGAUGGGGCACAGUAGAGUGCCGGUAUACUAUAGAAACACCACAAACAUCAUUGGGCUUUUCUUGGUUAAAAAUCUUCUAGCAGUUAAUCCAGAGGAUUCUGUUCCAAUAAGGAAGAUGACAUUAAGAAAAAUUCCUAGAGUUUCUGAAAAGAUACCUCUGUAUGAUAUUCUGAAUGAAUUCCAAAAGGGACACAGUCAUAUUGCUGUUGUGUACAAAGACUUGGAUGAGAACAGAGAGGCUGUGGCCAACAAGUCUAAAGAUGGGGUUGAAAACAAUACGGGAGUUAAAUCACCGAUGUCACAUGAUGGUGAAAAGGUGGCUGGAAUGAGCAAGGCGGGUGAAGGAGAUCUAAUUCCUGCUUUCAAGAAGAGACACAGAGGAUGCUCAUUUUGUAUUUUAGAUCUUGACAAAACUCCGAUUCCUGAGUUCCCUCCAAAUCAAGAAGUUGUGGGUGUGAUUACCAUGGAAGAUGUCAUUGAGGAGCUUCUCCAGGAAGAGAUUUUGGACGAAACUGAUGAAUAUGUGAACAUUCACAACAAGAUAAAGGUAAAUAUGAAUGCGUCACAGACAGUUCUGCCCUCUGAUUCAACCUCUACAGAUCCUUCUCAAUGAUAACCUCAAGAACAGCAACAAAUGUGUACAGCAGAUUCCCUGUCAAGAAAUUAAAACACAAAUGGUAGUUGGUUUCCCUGGCCCAUUGUUUUGUAUGCUAAUUAUGGUGCAUUGAUUUUAACCUGGAAAUACUGGAAAUAGGAGCAAGUGGUACCUCUCCCAGCUAGAUUUUUCUGGUGGUUUUGGGAUGCUGUUGGCUCAUUAUGUGCAGUUGUGUGCUAGAAUAUAGUGUUUAGUUUAUUUAUCUUACAUGUUUGUAAUCCUAUCAGUUUAAUGCAAAGACAUCCUCAAAUACCAAGUGCAAUAUUUUGUCACGGCUCAAACCAUUGUUUGGAGUAAGUCAUGUUAAAACGUUAAAAUAUUGAGAUUCCUUCAUUGAUGCGUUUGAUUUCAAAC